AUGCCAAAAUUCUCGUCCAAUUCGAAUAGUAUGGAGAAUAAUCAAGAACCGCCAUCAUCCGCCAGGACACUCCGGUCGUCCUCGGUUAAGUCGGGCUCUAAGAAGCUAGAGAAAACUAUAUCGGUAGUGCCCAGCUCCACGCCCAGUGCCCGGGCAGCUCAUCUGCAAGUAGAAAUAAAGCUGCUUGAGAAUGAAAAGACAAUGCGAGAGCAAGCGUUGCACUCACAAGAAGCGCUGGAGAGGAAAACGACGGAAGAAACCCUUCGUCGACUUGAGGAAAAGAAGGCACUUAUGGAAGAAGAGGCCAACAUCCGGCAGAGACAGCUGCAGGAAGAGAAAAUCUUUCAGAUGAAGCAACAGCAAAUUCGACAGGAGUCGCUGGAGAAAAUGCAGUCCAUUAUUCGACAAAUGAGUGAGUGUGGCAGCAAGACUGGAUCGGUUCACGAUUCCAAUCAAAAGGUGUCCGGCUGGCUGAACGAGAUUCAUUCCGAUGUAGUCGAUACCGAAUCGGAAAGCGGAAGAGCCGACCCUCUACCGGAACUGAAACCACCGGUUCUAGUCAUGCAUCACCUGAAUCCUGACUGUGCAAACCCUUCAGAUCAAUCGCCGACUCCGUCAACUCCGCCCGGACUACCGAACCCAAUCGAUCAAGCUUCUAAUUGUACGGCACAGGCCAGACUACCGUUAACUACGCCUAGCGUUUCGAUACCGUUGGGAUCAUCACCGUUACCAAAAAGCCAGCUGCCAAUAUCGGAGGCUCUGCCGGGAAUUUCAAAGUCACCGAGACAACAACCGGUCUCUACUAAACCUCCGAUUCCGCGACAAUCGCCGGACAAUCCGAGCCUGAGCGAUCAACCAGCCACUAUGACGGAUAAACCAUGCCUACCGAUGCAGUCUCAACGACAACGGAACCCCCCUAAUGUUCCGAAUGCAACGGAACCGCAGAGACUUCCUCAGCCACCUGACUACCCAGUUCCGGGUGCUCCGAAUCCAUAG
Molecule: messenger RNA, 996 nt
Organism: Wyeomyia smithii (pitcher-plant mosquito)
Lineage: Eukaryota; Metazoa; Arthropoda; Insecta; Diptera; Culicidae
Exons: 2
Coding region: 1-996 (331 amino acids)
Source: RefSeq, a predicted model, not a curated record